UAGAGUGUCCCCGGUUUACUGUACGCUCCGAAGCAGCUGCUGUUGUUAACAGAGAUACUUUAGUCAUUUAGCUUCUGAUUGUUUUUAAACAAAAACAGUCCUAUGACAUUAAUGGACAAUCAUGUCUGAAGAGGAAAAUAAGGUUUCCGAUGAACUUUUCAAAGACGUCAAAUUCUACGUGGUGGGGGACAUUGAUCAAAAGGUGGUGCAGCUGCUGAAAGCAGGAAAAGGGAAGGAGGUGUCCUACAAUGCUCUGGCCACUCACAUCAUUGCAGAGGACGGAGACAAUCCUGAGGUGGGCGAGUCGAGGGAGGUGUUUGACCUACCUGUUGUCAAGCCGUCCUGGGUGAUCCUCUCAGUCCGAUGUGGAGACCUGUUACCAGUUACUGGAUUCUCCCCAGAAUCAGGACAGAUAUUCUUUGGAGUGACAGCUUGUCUUCCCAAGCUUCCAGAUGAUCUCAACACUUUCUGGGCUUACAUAACCUUUUAUGGAGGAGAAUGUCAACUUAACCUCAACAAGAAGGUCACCCACUUAGUUGUGAAGGAGCCGAAGGGGGCCAAGUUUGAGUGUGCCCUGAAACACCCUGGCAUCAGGAUUGUCACACCGGACUGGAUAACAGAUUCUGUUAAAGACAAAAGCAGGAAGGAUGAGGCGCUCUAUCACCCCAGACUCACGUACACGGAGCUCGAGGAAGAGGAGGAGAGCGAAGCAGAGUCAUAUGACCAGCACUCCCAUUCUGAUGGAAGCUACAGCCCCCAGCGAUCCCGGAUGUCCAGCGGGGGCUCGUCUGGUGAGGAGUCCAGCCCCCGCAGACGACCAGGACCCAAAAAACUGAACUCCGUCUCCCCGACCUCCCCCCGCAAACCUGAGCGCCGCAGCGAGCGCAUGUUUGACGACUCUGACGAUGACUUCUCCUCAGAGAAGGAGGGGACCAACCUAAACUGGACACCAGCUGAAGUCGCCACACCGACCCCAACUAUUUCAACCGGCCCUACCAGGCGGCGGGGUGGGCCACCCAGCAGCAAAGACCCAGUGUCUACAAGCAGUGCGCUGAUCAACCUGUGCGCGACUGUGCCCCCUGUACCGGGCAGUGGAGGAGGCAUGCCUCAAGAGGCUCGCUCUGCUGCUGCCGCCAUCAGUCACACUGCACAGCAAGGUGUAUCAGUUCCAGAGGGUAUCCCCGGGUGGAGCCCGGCUGCUAGAACUCUCCGCAACAUCACCAACAACUCCGACAUGCAGCCGGCCAGUCGACCUGCCAACGUAGCACAUAUUAUCCAGAAUCUGACAGCCAAUCAAACAAAGCCAUUGGAACAGCAGACCAAUCAGAGCCAUGCUCAGACCCCUAACAGCACCAACCCUCUUCUGUUCAGUCAGUCCAAACUAACCACCCAGCCCCUCACCGCAGAGCAGCAGCAACAGUUACUGCAACAGCAACAGUCACACCAGGCUGCCCAGCAACAACACCAACAGUUACCACAGCAACCGCAGCAUCCCAUGAUGCAUCUCCAGCAGCAGCAGCAUCAGAUGAUGCAGCUACAUCACCAGCAGCAACAGUCGCCGGUUACACAACAACAAGGGUUCCCACAGUUGCCCCAACAGCAGCAACAGUUUCUACAGCAACAGCAGCAAAUUCACCAACAGCAGAUGUUUUCACAGCAGCAGCAGCAGCAGCAGCAGCAGCAGCAGCAGCAGCAGCAUGCCUUCUCCCAGCAGCAGCUGCGUCCCCAGCAGCUCCUCCGGCCUGGUUUACAGCAGCUGCAGCAGCAACAGGUGCUGCAGCAACAGCUCCAGCAGUUCCAACAGCAACGCAUGCAGCUGUUACAGCAACAGCAGCAACAGCAAAAUCAACAGCAGCUACACCAACAGCAUCUGCAGCAGCAGCAGCAGCAGCAGCAACAGCAGCAUUUCCUACAGCAACAGCAACACAUGCAGCAGAUGCAGCAGCAGCACCUGCAGAACCAGCAGCAGCAAGCUCUGCAGCAUCAGAACCAGCAGGCCCUGCAGCAGCAGCAGCAGCAGACGACGCUGCAGCCGCAGCUCCAGCAGCCUCCUCACGUUUCCCAGCUGUUUGGACACGAGCCGGGACAAGACAUUCCACUGGAUGGCUUCCUGCUGGGCUGUGUGUUUGCUAUUGCUGACUACCCAGAACAGAUGGCUGACAAACAACUCCUGGCCACAUGGAAGAGGGUCAUCCAGGCGUGUGGAGGUGCUGUUGACCCCACCCUGACCAGCCGCUGCACACACCUGCUGUGUGAGAGCCAAGUCAGCAACCUGUAUGUGCAGGCACUCAGAGAAGGGAAGCGCUGUGUAACAGCCCACUGGCUUAACACUGUACUGAAGAGGAAGAGGAUGGUACCUCCUCAUCGGACGUUACAUCUGCCCUUCGCCUUCCCUCCAGGAGCCAAACCCUGCUCUCAGCACAUUAUAUCAGUGACAGGUUUUGUGGAUGCUGACAGGGAUGACCUGAAGUUGAUGGCCUACCUAGCCGGUGCCAGAUACACUGGAUAUCUGUGUCGCAGCAACACCGUGCUCAUCUGUAAAGAACCAAGUGGGCUGAAAUAUGAGAAGGCUAAGGAGUGGAAGAUCCCAUGUGUGAAUGCCCAAUGGCUGUGUGACAUACUGCUGGGAAACUUUGAAGCACUGAGACAGAUUCAGCACAGCAGAUACUCCAUCUACACACACCCUGAACCACUGGUGCCUAACCCACAGCUGGUCCAGAACCUGCUGGCUGCUUGGAGAACGCCGAUCAAAGUAUCUCCCGAAGCUUUAGCGUGUCUCCAGCUGCUCCAGAAGCAGAAGAUCACUGACUCUAACAACAUGCCUGCAAACAAGAAAGCCAGACUGGAGGAGAUUCAGUCCCCCAGUAAGAAGCUUCCUCCAGAGUCCACUCCUCGAGUCCUAUUCACAGGCUUUGAGCCCACACAAGUACAGCAGUACACAAAGAGGUUACAUGCUUUAGGUGGUGAAGUAGCAGACAGCAGUCAGAAAGUCACUCACCUGGUGGCCAGUAAGGUGACCCGCACCGUCAAGUUCCUCACUGCCAUGUCUGUGGUCAAACACAUCGUCAGCCCAGAGUGGCUGGAGGAGAGCUGGAGGAGCCAGAAGUUUGUGGAUGAGCAGAGUUGCACUCUAAGGGAUGCAGAGGCCGAGGUGUUGUUUGCAUUCAGCCUGGAGGAGUCACUAAAGAGAGCACACAGUGCACCGCUCUUCAAGGGGAAAUACUUCUACCUCACCCCGGGGAUCGUACCCAGCCUCAGCACCAUGAAGUCCAUCCUGGAAAGUGCUGGAGGAAAGCUGCUGGCCAAACAGCCCUCCUACAGAAAGAUCAUGGAGCAUAAACAGAACAAGAACCUUCCAGAAAUCAUCUUAAUUUCCUGUGACAAUGACCUCCACCUCUGUAGAGAAUACUUCCUGAAAAACAUUGAUGUCCACAACGCGGAGUUCAUCCUGACAGGAGUACUGACCCAGAAACUCGACUAUGACUCAUAUAAGUUCACUUGAUGAUGAAGCAGUGAUGACGUGAAGGAGGAGGAGGACAGAUCAGGAAGCCACCUGUGUACAGUCAAGCCUCACGGACUUUUCUAUGUUUUUAUUUCUGUGCAAAGCUCCCCAGUCAUUUUGUAGCUUUUUGUUACCUGUUUGAGAAUAAAUAAAUAAAUGGAUGUUAUUUUUGUGAAAUGAAUGUUUAAAUUAUGGAGGAUUCGAACCCUUUUCCUGUUUUUCAAAUAGAAUGUGUAAAGGCUUCAGCUCACAUGCUGCUUUUUGGAAUAAAAAUUGUACAUUUGUUUCCUAAAA
Molecule: messenger RNA, 3796 nt
Organism: Micropterus salmoides (largemouth bass)
Lineage: Eukaryota; Metazoa; Chordata; Actinopteri; Centrarchiformes; Centrarchidae
Gene: paxip1
Product: PAX interacting (with transcription-activation domain) protein 1
Exons: 23
Coding region: 122-3502 (1126 amino acids)
Biological process (GO): positive regulation of transcription initiation by RNA polymerase II
Cellular component (GO): nucleus
Source: RefSeq, a predicted model, not a curated record